AAAAAAUGUAGGUACUUUACUGAUUACAAUUUUGGAUAUCUUGCUUGUCAUACUCGAUUACUGUGAGCAUUCGCGUCUAAUGUAUCUCAUCUUACUACGCGCAACUGUAUUCGUCUUACUAUCCCCAGUAAGGAAAACUCAAGUCUAUGUAUGAAUUUUGACCCUAUUUGAUUUAAGAACCUGAAAAUUGAGCUUAAUACUUAUAAUUUUAUGAGAAAUGUCAUUUCGGGACCACUCAUUGAGAUCAUUAAUUCAACAGAAUCUCAAGAAAACACUACCGUUGCAACCAGAAGAAAAGGUUCCUUAUGAACCGAGCCUGAGCAAUUGGGGAAAUUAUUUUCAAGAAAGAAUAGAAAUACCUACCGGUCACGGGGACAUAAUAGGGUAUUUAACUCUGCCACAGCCAGACAGCUGUUUGUUUGUGCUUCAGCAUGGUGCGGGUUCAAGCGCUAUGUCUUUCGCUCCAAUGAUUCCUGAAUUAUUAUCUAAUUCAGAUAAUUCCGGAGGAUUUCUUUCCUUGGAUCUUCGAGCCCAUGGUGAAACAAGUGUUCAACCAGAAACUGACAUGUCAUUACAGACACUAACAAAUGAUUUUGUACAUGCAGUUCAGUAUGUUCAAAAUAUGUUUCACCUAGAAGAAAAGCUAAUUUUGGUUGGCCAUAGUCUGGGUGGAUCCAUUUGUACAGAAGCUGUAUUUCAAAAGAGACUGCCGAAUGUCUCGGGUUUGGUUAUCAUUGAUGCCAUUGAAGGUUCAGCAAUAGAGUCUUUUAACUAUAUGCGUAGGUAUAUUUCUACACGUCCUUCCUCUUUUUCCUCUAUAGAGGAAGCUAUAAGCUGGCACCUGAAAACACUUACCAUCCGGCAACACAGUUCCGCAUGCAUCACUGUGCCUUCUUUGUUAAUCCCUUCGGAAGAUAGUAGCUGUUACAAAUGGAGAACGGAUCUAGCUUCCACUUCUCCUUUCUGGUCAGAUUGGUUCACCGGUUUGAGUGAUAAAUUUCUAACAUCGGCAUGUGGUAAACUGCUUAUUGUGGCAGCCGCAGACCGAUUAGAUAAAAGCUUAAUUAUUGGUCAAAUGCAGGGAAAAUACCAACUUGAAGUAUCUCCAGCUUCUGGUCAUUUUGUUCAUGAAGACGCUCCCGUUCAGAUGGCCUCCCUCUUAAUCAAGUUUUGGCAUCGUAAUCAACCUUUAGUUUUACCAUUAAAAGUCUAAUGAUUUAUGAAUUUACUCUAAUAAUUUAUGAUGUUACUUCCUUUAAUUUUUAUUCUUCACAUCCUUAUGCUCACACCUACUACAUUAAAAAUUACCGUAUUUUGGUAA
Molecule: messenger RNA, 1321 nt
Organism: Schizosaccharomyces octosporus yFS286
Lineage: Eukaryota; Fungi; Ascomycota; Schizosaccharomycetes; Schizosaccharomycetales; Schizosaccharomycetaceae
Product: carboxyl methyl esterase
Exons: 1
Coding region: 218-1213 (331 amino acids)
Biological process (GO): protein demethylation
Molecular function (GO): protein methylesterase activity
Source: RefSeq, a predicted model, not a curated record